AUGACCUCUUCAAUACAUUCACUGGUAUUGUACUGUGGCAAAGAGGGCUGCUGCUGGAGAAUCGUGUUUAUGUCGGAUUGGUCUGCUUCGCAAUUAUCUUACUCCAUUUCAGAGGAGGUGAACAAAGGCACCGUGGUGGGAAAUAUCGCAAAAGAUUUGAAUUUGAAAGUGCAAGAGCUAGAGACCAGAGAUCUACGUAUUGUUUCGAGUUACAGUAAGAAAUAUUUUGACGUAAAUUUGCGGACUGGAAAUCUAUUUGUUUAUGAGCGAAUAGACAGAGAAAAGCUUUGCCCGAACAUGGCACAAUGCUCCCUAAGAGUACAAGAAGUUUUAAGCAAUCCAAUGAAUGUACACCGCAUUGAGAUCAAUGUUUUAGAUAUAAACGAUAACUCGCCAGAAUUCAUUGAACAGAUCCAUUGGUUAAACAUCUCUGAAUCGACAACACCGGGAGAGCGAUAUUUUCUCCCAAUAGCGGUAGAUGCAGACAUAGGCAGCAACACAGUUAAGACAUACAAGCUGAGCCAAAAUGAUCAUUUCUCGCUUGAUGUGCAGAGCGGUGGAGAACACGGUGUGUCUGCUGAGUUAGUUCUGCAGAAAGCCUUAGAUCGAGAGAAACAGUCGGUCAUCACACUUCUUCUCACCGCUGUAGAUGGAGGAAAACCUCCUAGAUCGGGUACAUUGCAGAUACGUGUUAAUGUAUUAGAUGCGAAUGAUAAUGCCCCGACGUUUAGUACAUCGCUGUACAAAGUCCGUGUCAGUGAAAAUGCUGCACACGGAACAGUGGUAAUUCAGUUAAAUGCAACAGAUUUAGACGAGGGCAUGAACAGUAAGAUCCUAUACUCCCUGAUGAAGCGAGGCAAUAUUGAUCCUUCAAAUAUUUUUGAUCUAAAUUCAGAAACUGGAGAAAUCACUGUGAAAGGUAAUUUAGACUAUGAGGAAACGCCUGCUUAUGAAGUCAGAGUUCAAGCAAUGGACCAGGGACAUUCUCCUCGUAGUGCUCAUGCUAAACUACUGAUAGAGAUAAUUGAUGUGAAUGACAAUGCCCCAGAAAUAUAUGUGACGUCACUGAUGACCCCUGUAAAAGAAGACGCAGAAUUGGGGACAAUCGUUGCUUUAGUUACAGUGAGUGAUAAAGAUGGAGGAAACAAUGGUGUAACCAACUGUAAGGUAAUGGGGUCUGUUCCCUUUAAACUGAAGUCUAACUACAAACAUGACUAUUCAUUAGUAGUAGACGGACCGCUGGACAGAGAAAACACUUCUCUUUACAAUGUCACCAUUGCAGCCACAGACGAAGGAAGUCCGCCUCUGUCCAGUAUCAGGGUCAUUACUGUUCAUGUUUGUGACGUCAAUGACAACGCACCUCGUUUCAUGGAGCCUGUGAUUAAUGUUUAUGUAAAAGAAAAUAGUCCGAUGGGCUCCGUCAUUUAUACGAUAAGUGCGUUUGAUCCUGAUUUGGACACUAAUGCCAAACUGACGUAUACAUUAUUAGACAAUUAUCCAAGAAACGUUCCGAUUUCAUCAGUUUUAAAUAUAAACUCAGAGACAGGGGAUAUACUCACACUGCAAUCUUUUAACUUUGAGGAGUUAAAAACGUUUCAGUUUAAAGUUCAGGCCACAGACUCUGGUGUUCCUCCGCUCAGCAGCAACGUGACUGUCAACGUUUUUAUUCUGGAUGAAAAUGACAAUAAUCCAGCUGUUCUGGCGCCCUAUUCUGAGCACGGCUCCGUUAACAGUGAGAGCAUCCCCUAUUCUGCUGAAGCGGGAUACUUUGUGGCAAAGAUCAGGGCUGUAGACGCAGACUCUGGAUACAAUGCUCUGCUUUCUUAUCACCUGUCUGAGCCCAAAGGAAACAACCUCUUCCGGAUCGGAACCAGCACCGGGGAGAUAAGGACUAAGAGGAGAAUGAGUGACAAUGACCUGAAAACUCACCCCUUGGUGGUGUUGGUUUCUGAUAAUGGAGAAACCUCCCUGUCAGCUACUGUGUCUAUUGAUGUGGUGGUGGUUGAAAGCACAGCUGACAUCCAGACUCAGUUCAGACAUGUUCCUGUGAAGGAGGACAGUUUCUCUAAUAUAAACCUGUAUCUGCUGAUCGCCAUUGUGUCGGUGUCAGCGAUAUUUCUGCUGAGCCUCAUCAGUUUAAUAUCUGUCAAAUGUCACAGGACAGACGGCAGUUUCAGCAGGUACAGCGCCCCAAAGAUCACCACCCACCCUGAUGGGAGCUGGUCUUACUCUAAAGCUACUCAGCAGUAUGACGUGUGUUUCAGCUCAGACACACUCAAAAGUGACAUGGUGGUUUUCCCCGCACCGUUUCCACCUGGAGAUGCGGAGCUGAUCAGUAUUAACGGAGGAGACACUUUUACUAGGACUCAAACUUUACCCAACAAAGAAAAGGUAGGAUAUACAUUUGUAAGGCCUUUUCCUGGUUUCUUAUGA
Molecule: messenger RNA, 2433 nt
Organism: Scomber scombrus (Atlantic mackerel)
Lineage: Eukaryota; Metazoa; Chordata; Actinopteri; Scombriformes; Scombridae
Product: protocadherin alpha-3-like
Exons: 3
Coding region: 1-2433 (810 amino acids)
Biological process (GO): homophilic cell-cell adhesion
Cellular component (GO): plasma membrane
Molecular function (GO): calcium ion binding
Source: RefSeq, a predicted model, not a curated record